Molecule: messenger RNA, 1041 nt
Organism: Trypanosoma conorhini
Lineage: Eukaryota; Euglenozoa; Kinetoplastea; Trypanosomatida; Trypanosomatidae
Product: F-actin capping protein beta subunit
Exons: 1
Coding region: 1-1041 (346 amino acids)
Biological process (GO): barbed-end actin filament capping; cell morphogenesis
Cellular component (GO): F-actin capping protein complex
Molecular function (GO): actin filament binding
Source: RefSeq, a predicted model, not a curated record
AUGCUCUUCCUGUGGUUUCAAGGUUGGAAUAUGUGGGAGUCCACCCGUAGGAGUGAGGAAGUGGCAGCCGCAGCGGCUUUGCUACUUGCCCGAUAUCCCCCACGGAAAGUUAGCGUGAUCCUCGAUGGUGUUCUGAUGCUCUGUGGGCGGAAAAACGCAGAGGCCGUUGUGGACUUGAUCUACAGAAAAGUGGGCCCGGUGGAUACCCCGUGGCCGCUCCUGCGGUGUCCGUCCGCGGCGACGCAAUUGACGUCGACAGUUCCCCAUUAUUUUAUCGCGUUCGAGUACAACAGAAUUGGCGAGUGCUACCGUUGCCCUCUCUGCAAUCAAUACGUGUCUGGCGAUAGGUUUGUUAAUGUCCCCUCUGGGAUUUCAGGCGUGCUUCGGCAAGUGGAGUCAGCCGCAAAUCGUGUUUUUGCCGAGUAUGCGGAGCUCUAUUACGGAAAGAAGUGUACGGUUUCAGCGUACACCUGGGAAUGCGACCCGGUCCACGCGGAGAGUAAGAUGGGGCUCGCCGUGCUGAUCCAGCACCGUGCCAAAGCCCUAAACGCGAAGUGCCCCGGCUAUUCCUCGUUACACGGGAGCCAUGGCGUUUGGCAAAGCGCCCACGUGGGCGUCGUGGAUGUUACAUCAGGUUCGUAUCGUUUUCAGAGUUCUUUUUGCAUGGAUGCCUUUGUCCCUCUUGGGGCACUGCCGAAUACGCCAGGUGCCACGGGAAGGUUCAACGGAAGCGUUGCCUCGGGGCUGUUCGGUUUCGAGCGUUACGCCGCGACGGCGUCGCCGGAGGUUGGCGAACUGCUAGCCUCCAUUGGGGAACAGGUGCAGUCAACGGAAAAUAGUUACUACGGCCGCGUUUUCGAGAUGUAUUUUCGCGGGGCGCAGUUCUUUGCGGAGGGGAUGCGGGCGGCUUUUCCCCCAGGCGCUUCCUCUACGCCCCAAAGCCGUGGGCGGCAACAGCCUGCGGCAUCGGUGGGGGCAGGGGAGAGUUCGCGGCCGGCCGACGCGGACACGGGGACCCCCCCCGGCGGCCGCGCACCUUGA